GCCAGCUUGGGGACUACGGACUUGUUCCUCCUGCGUUUAUUGGUAGUUGAACCUCAGCCUGGUUCCGUUCUACCGGGAAUUCCGUGUGCUUGGGUAUAUGGCGGAGUCUGCGAGCGCGCAAGACCAGGGUUGGGACAGUGUUGUCUGCAGACAAAGGGGGAAGGCUAGCUCUGCCCCCCACUGGCGCCCACUCUACGACUGAGGACACCAGGUUGAUGAUAAAUUGGGACCCAGCCCGCGUAGAACUAGAUACACUUCCACAUAUACAUCGAGGACGGUGAUUAAUCGUAAGGAGAUUCGCUUUGUGGGGACAUCCCCCGCCUACCAAAAGCUUAUUAGAACUGAUGGGGAAGAGCCUCGAUUUGGAGGAUCCGGAAAGCCAAAGUUGGGCCAAUGAUACAUAGCGGAUGGGCAGGGGAUGGAGCCCAGGAGAAGGCACUGAGAUCCUCCUCCUCCACAGAAUAUCAAAAGAAACCGAAGAGCCUACGAAAAGAAAGACACAAUUCAAGAACACACACACAUACAAAAUUGUGGUCACCUGGAGCCAGGGGGCUGAACCAGCUUUCUCAGGAUUCAGCAGACACAGACGUGGUGGUGAAGGACACCGUGGUGGUAGUCAAUGUUAUUUGAGCAGGGUCAGCAGGCCCUGGAGCUUCCUGAGUACACCAUGCAGAAGGCGGCAUACUAUGAAAACCCAGGACUCUUUGGAGGCUACGGCUAUAGCAAAGCCACUGACACUUAUGGCUACAGCAACCCCCACCAGCCUUACCCUCCUACUGCUGCCACCAACUCCCUGGACAGUGACUAUCCAGGUUCUGCCUGCUCCAUCCAGAGUGCUGCACCCCUUCGAGCCCCAGCCCACAAGGGGGCUGAACUCAAUGGCAGCUGCAUGCGCCCUGGCACUGGGAAUAGCCAGGGCGGGGGUGGUGGCAGCCAGCCUCCUGGUCUGAACUCGGAGCAGCAGCCACCACAACCCCCUCCUCCACCGCCCACCCUGCCCCCAUCCUCGCCCACCAAUCCUGGAGGUGGAGUGCCUGCCAAGAAGACCAAGGGUGGGCCCAAUGCUUCUAGCUCUUCAGCCACCAUUAGCAAGCAGAUCUUCCCGUGGAUGAAAGAGUCUCGACAGAACUCCAAGCAGAAGAACAGCUGUACCACUGCAGGCGAGAGCUGUGAGGACAAGAGCCCGCCGGGCCCGGCGUCCAAGCGGGUGCGCACGGCAUACACGAGCGCGCAGCUGGUGGAGCUGGAGAAGGAGUUCCACUUCAACCGCUACCUGUGCCGGCCGCGCCGCGUGGAGAUGGCCAACCUGCUGAACCUCACCGAGCGCCAGAUCAAGAUCUGGUUCCAGAACCGGCGCAUGAAGUACAAGAAGGACCAGAAGGCCAAGGGCAUCCUGCACUCUCCGGCUGGUCAGUCUCCGGAGCGCAGCCCACCCCUGGGCGGCGCGGCGGGCCACGUGGCCUACUCGGGCCAGCUGCCUCCGGUGCCCGGCCUGGCCUACGAUGCGCCCUCGCCGCCCGCUUUCGCCAAAUCGCAGCCCAAUAUGUACGGCCUGGCCGCCUACACGGCGCCGCUCAGCAGCUGCCUGCCCCAGCAGAAGCGCUACGCGGCGCCCGAGUUCGAGCCCCACCCCAUGGCGAGCAACGGCGGAGGCUUCGCCAGCGCCAACCUGCAGGGUAGCCCGGUGUACGUGGGCGGCAACUUCGUCGACUCCAUGGCGCCCGCAUCCGGGCCCGUGUUCAACCUGGGCCAUCUCUCGCACCCGUCCUCGGCCAGCGUGGACUACAGCUGCGCCGCGCAAAUCCCCGGCAACCAUCACCACGGACCGUGCGACCCUCAUCCCACCUACACAGAUCUCUCGGCCCAUCACUCGUCUCAGGGACGCCUGCCGGAGGCCCCCAAACUGACACAUCUGUAGCGGUCGCCCCACAGACCCGAACUCUAUACCUCUCGUGUUUGGUGAUGGGGGUGGGGUGGGGAUGGAGGCAGUUGGGUGGGGGGAAACCUUCUCCCCGCUCCGGCCCGGCGCUACCUCCCGAGUCUCGGGCCUCCAGCGGGCUUUUCCCCCCUCCCCUCGCGUCCACCUUUGGGGUGACUCGCCAUAAAUCUGCCGCAAGCAAGGAUCCUCCCCUUAAGCCUGACAGUGCCAUAGACUGCGGACAGAGGGACUCUAAUCUGGUAAUGGUGUCCCUGAAGGUAAGUCCGAGAUGCAUCCGCGGCGUGUACUGAGGGACUGAGUCUGGAGAAUCCUGGGCCUGGCCCGCGUCUAGCUUAGUUUUGGAGACCUUUAAUUUAUAUACUCCUCCUCCCUUCCUUAAAGGAUUGCAACGGACUGAAAUAUCUGUAUUUAUUAUUUGAAGCGAGUCAUUUCGUUUCCCUGAUUAUUUAUCCUCGUCUUAAUGUAUUUAUGUGUAUAUCUGUAGAAUUCUCCAGCCGAGCUUAGGUACGCGGCGCUCCCAGGCCUUGGGGUGGGGGGAGUCACAUUUCACCUUUUUAGUCCCCAUGGUCUGAACUAGUUGAGAGAGUAGUUUUGAACAGUUGUAACCGUGGCUGGUGUUUGUAGUUGAUGUAAAGGAUUGAGAUCACAAAUUGUCCUUCAUGGGUAGAGUCAGGCAGCCCGGUGGCAUGGCACCCCCACCCAACACAUGUUAGUCAUUUCUCCAACAGCAGCAGCCCUCACCACUCGACACAGUUUAUUGAUUUCAAAUUGUCUGGUACUAUUUGAACAAAUAUUUAGAAUAAAAAAAAUUCUCAGUU
Molecule: messenger RNA, 2757 nt
Organism: Jaculus jaculus (lesser Egyptian jerboa)
Lineage: Eukaryota; Metazoa; Chordata; Mammalia; Rodentia; Dipodidae
Gene: Hoxd3
Product: homeobox D3
Exons: 6
Coding region: 620-1918 (432 amino acids)
Biological process (GO): regulation of transcription by RNA polymerase II
Cellular component (GO): nucleus
Molecular function (GO): RNA polymerase II cis-regulatory region sequence-specific DNA binding; DNA-binding transcription factor activity, RNA polymerase II-specific
Source: RefSeq, a predicted model, not a curated record